Messenger RNA from Equus quagga, 809 nucleotides. RefSeq names its product small nuclear ribonucleoprotein polypeptide C (gene SNRPC). The coding region runs from base 101 to 580 and encodes 159 amino acids. Gene Ontology annotation, molecular function: zinc ion binding; pre-mRNA 5'-splice site binding. NCBI's taxonomy places the organism in Eukaryota, Metazoa, Chordata, Mammalia, Perissodactyla, Equidae. Gene Ontology annotation, cellular component: nucleus; U1 snRNP. The transcript is spliced from 6 exons. The record is from RefSeq and is a predicted model, not a curated record. Gene Ontology annotation, biological process: mRNA splicing, via spliceosome; mRNA 5'-splice site recognition; spliceosomal snRNP assembly.
GAAGUCGCGCGUGACUCGUCGGUUUCUCGGCGUCGGCGCUUGCUGUGUGCGUCACUUCCGGGCGGCGCGGAACGGAGUGGUUAACGGCCUGUAGAGCACCAUGCCCAAGUUUUAUUGUGACUACUGCGAUACAUACCUCACUCAUGACUCUCCGUCUGUGAGAAAGACACACUGCAGUGGUAGGAAACACAAAGAGAAUGUGAAAGACUACUAUCAGAAAUGGAUGGAAGAGCAGGCUCAGAGCCUGAUUGACAAAACAACCGCUGCAUUUCAACAAGGAAAGAUACCUCCGACUCCAUUCUCUGCUCCUCCUCCUGCAGGGGCAAUGAUCCCACCUCCUCCUAGUCUCCCGGGUCCUCCUCGCCCUGGUAUGAUGCCAGCACCUCAUAUGGGAGGUCCGCCCAUGAUGCCAAUGAUGGGUCCUCCUCCUCCUGGGAUGAUGCCAGUGGGACCUGCUCCUGGAAUGAGGCCACCUAUGGGAGGCCACAUGCCAAUGAUGCCCGGGCCCCCAAUGAUGAGACCACCUGCCCGUCCCAUGAUGGUACCCACUCGUCCAGGAAUGACUCGACCAGACAGAUAAGGAGAGAGGGGAGCCUCUUUCUAUCGUUUUAUAUUACUUGUUCUACUUCACCAGGAGAUCAUGGUGCUGUGACUCUGGGUGUUUUCUGACAGCCUGACAAGGAAGACUUGCUCCCUAUCCCAUCAAAGAGAGAAUCGUUUUGGAGGGGAGUGGUGGGACAAAAAAAGCAGCGGUUUUCAUUUGUAUUGUGAAAUGUGAAAAUAAAAUUGUCAGCUCUUUUAGUUAAAAA